Messenger RNA from Coregonus clupeaformis (lake whitefish), 3314 nucleotides. RefSeq lists its product as uncharacterized. The record is from RefSeq and is a predicted model, not a curated record. Bases 301 to 1149 code for a protein of 282 amino acids. NCBI's taxonomy places the organism in Eukaryota, Metazoa, Chordata, Actinopteri, Salmoniformes, Salmonidae. The transcript has 3 exons.
CUAACAUCAGACAUUCAAAUAGCCGUGCUUUUCCAGAGACAUGGGACAAGGCAGUCACGGGGGACUUUUCCUUCGCAGCGACAGACGGCAACAAACACUACAAAGAAAGGCGCUAUCAUUGUCAAAUAUGAACAGAAGCUAUGUUUCUUUUCGGAUGGUUUGAAGUUUUUUUCUUUCGUUGCUUUGCGGAGGACAUGUGUUAUAAAUGAAAACGGAAGUUAUCAGUGAAUUGUUGAUACCUACGGCGAACGGGUGCCACACCUUCAUUUAGCGCAACAGCUCCACUACCCAGCUGGCCAGAUGGGGUGCCAAUGCUGUCGGAUGCUAAAAAGUUACAUCUAUGAUCCGACCGCUCCGGUGGACGUCCACGGCAGGAAGAGGGACCCGGCUGAGACCUCCCUCUACCAGUCCCACCACCUCCCAGGUGACAGCAGGAACCAGUUCAACACCAAGCAGAACCAGGGAUUCCACAACCUGGGCUUCAGCAACAAGUGCAACGAAAGAGGAGGUGGAGGAAGCCUCAAGCUGGAGAUCGACAACAACCACAUCAACAGGCUCCACACCAUGCCCACCAACCCAGAGAGGGAGCGGGGGACGGGCCAGGCAGCCAAGCCUCGGGUGGGGGAGGGUGGUGGGGGUUUAUAUAUCCUCCAUCCAGAGGGCCAGGUACCAAGACGAGAUCCAUCCAAGGGCCCCAGCCUAGUCCAAGUCUAUCCCAACACACCCUCCCUGGAUCUUAGUCUCAAUCUGACCCACUCAGGUGACACUGACUCUCACCCAGACAAUAUUAGGAUGGUCCGGAAUGUCUCGGACCCCUCCAUCGGGGACAGGUGCGGGGUGGGGUGCAACACCUCAUCCGCGGAUGAGCUUGACGAGGGGGUGGGCGGCACGCCGGAGUACCUGGGCGACACGGGAGAUGAGCAGAGCGUCCUGUCUGCGACUAGCUUGUCCUCGGCGGGCACGAAGGAUGAUAGGGGGACGCCGGACGCCACUACCGUAGAGAGCGGGAUCGGGAUCUCAGUGAUGAAGAGCGAGGAUGAGGGGAAGGAAGGGGAAGACGAUGACGUGCAGAGCGUCACAGACUCUAUGGUGGCUGAAGCUCUGGGGGCUCUAGAGGCAGCGACCGCCGGGGAGGAUUAUGGGGAAUAACUCUUUAAAAAUGUCCUCUUACUAUUCAAAAAAAAAAACUCAAUCUAACUUUGAUAUCUAUUCAGCUUCAAUAUCUGAUGGGGUGAACAGAAGGAGAUUCUGAUUUAUUUUUUAACAUGUCACAUGGGCAUAUGUGUGACUAUUUAGCCAAGGAUUGGGUUGCGUAACGCUAGUCUGUUGCCUCAAUGUUUUCUGUACUCUCAGGAGCAGGAGAGAAGACUCUUGGCGCUCGACUGUGAAUAUUCCCUGUGUCCUAAUCACUAAACUAUGGUACAUAUUACACUUCUUGGUCUACAGCUUCUACAUUCUACAUUUCUAUGUUCCACCAACACAGCUCUGCAGUGCUUCUAGAACUUCUAUCUCUAUAUUCCGUUCUAUAAAUGUUCUAUUCAGUGGACAUACAGUACCUGCCAUUGCUUAGUUUUGUCUUCAGGGAGUUUACUGCGCUUCAUUAUAUAAACACAUUGAUAGGUCAUCUCCGGCUACUUAUUUGUGUAUCCUAUCAUGUUGUUGUUGUUGUUGUUUACCUGUUUUACUAUGUUAUUUAUAUAAUUACUUUUCCGGUUCAAUACAUGUCAGAGAUAGCUUGUCAGAGGUCUGUUUAGCUAAGAUUCCACUCCUUGCACUCCUUUCGCAAUGACACGCAGUGCAAGGAGUGGAAUGUUAGCUAAACAGCCUGGUACCCAGGCUAUGUCAGAGACAUUGCCCAAAGCUUGAAGAAGAGAGCAGACAAGAUAAAGACCAUAGAGAGAGGUAACCACAGGGGUUGUUGUUGACGUUAGUUCAGUUUACAACCUCCCAUUGUGAAGCAUACUGGGCUGACCUCAUGAGACCUUAUGACAGGAAGUAAUUAUAUCACUGAUAUACGUAGCAUCUCUGUUUCCUGUUUUCCCUCGAAUGUAAACAUUCCACAUUUGUGAUGGUUCUUUGUUUCAAUGAAGGAAAAUUAUAUUGAUUUAUUAUUUUAUCCUGACUAUCCUUUUAAAGUCAUUGUUUGUUUGCCAAAAUAAUUUCUAUGCAAAUUUAUAUGUACAUAAAAUGCAUUUUGACGUUUAAUUUGCUAUGUACUGCCAAGUAGCCUUAAAUGAUUUUUUAAAUCAAAGCACAGAUGUUUUCAGGGGCACAAUAUUUACAAAACAUAAUUGCCCGUGUUUCUCUGGUUGCUCACAAAUCCCGAUAUUCCUCUCGUACACAUCCCUCUCCCUUUUCUCAAACUCUUUCUUUCUUUCUUUCUUUCUUUCUUUCUUUCUUUCUUUCUUUCUUUCUUUCUUUCUUUCUUUCUUUCUUUCUUUCUUUCUUUCUUUCUUUCUUUCUCUCUCUUUCCCUACCAGUUCAAUUGCUCCAUCUCUCUCAAGGAUGUGCAACAAAGACAAAACCCAACCUGUAACACCUGUGUAGCCUUGGUGUGUGUGUGUGUGUGUGUGUUUUCCCUCAUGCGUUGUUUCUCUGAGGUCUGAGUGUGUGGUGUGUGUUUAGGGGAUCGUAGCUGAAAUGUCUCUCUGACAGCCCUCUGACGUUCCUUGGCGCCAGAGCCCUGGGGCCAGGCCUAACGAAGGCCCCGGAGCAUUACUCAGGCCAAAAAAAGAGACGCCAGGGACUCACAAACACCUGAUUACACCCCGGCUAAGGCGGUGAACAUGCUAACUUUGGCUCACCACAUGACGGCUAUUAGUGUGUCUCUCCCAACGUCCCCUCGCAGUAGGAGAGGAAAGCUUUUUAGAGGACACCGAAAUAUCCCAAUCUUGUGAUGUUUCUUUACUAGCUACUACCCCUUCAGCCGUCAAGGGGCCUACUUUUGGUGUGUGUGUGUGUGUGUCUGUGUGUGUGUGUCUGUGUGUGUCUGUGUGUGUCUGUGUGUGUGUGUGUGUCUGUGUGUGUGUGUGUGUCUGUGUGCGUGCGUGCGUAUGAAUGUGUAUAUGAACAAUACACAGAGGGUUACAGUUUCAACACUGACGCCUGGGGUUGACGGUCAGGUAGAAAUCUAUAUGUUGAUGAGUGAAUGGAGCUUUGUCUGUCCAACCUGUACAGUAGAUUGUCUAUUUCCCAUUGUAUAACAGCUCAUUAUCCUUGUGAGGAAGCACAGACUACAGUGGACAAAUUAAGGGUUAUAAAUGUAUUGUACGAUCUCUGUAAAAUUCACAUAAAUAAAAUGACCAUGAAAAUAA